Messenger RNA from Metarhizium robertsii ARSEF 23, 1653 nucleotides. RefSeq names its product general substrate transporter. The coding region runs from base 1 to 1653 and encodes 550 amino acids. The record is from RefSeq and is a predicted model, not a curated record. The transcript is spliced from 7 exons. Gene Ontology annotation, molecular function: transmembrane transporter activity. Gene Ontology annotation, biological process: transmembrane transport. NCBI's taxonomy places the organism in Eukaryota, Fungi, Ascomycota, Sordariomycetes, Hypocreales, Clavicipitaceae.
AUGAGCCUCUCGGCCGACAACGAGACUGUUGCUGCGACACGCGCGACCCAAGACACAGCAACACCUCGCCGUCACGCCGUCACGGUCGCCGAAGAGCACCAUGGCCACCUCCACGGGCUGCAGCUGUACAACCUGCUGGGGGCGUUGAUGCUGGCCAUGCUCCUAUUAGGUCUCGACAUCAAUAUCGUCGCCACGGCCGUCCCCUCCAUCACCGACCGCUUUCAUAGUCUCGCCAACAUCAACUGGUAUGGCUCGGCCUUCCUGCUCGCCCUGUGCGCGCUGCAGCCCCUGGCCGGCAAGACGUACGUGCUCUUCCCGUCAAAGCCUGCUUACCUGCUUUUCAACGCCAUUUUUGCACUCGGCAAUCUCAUCUGCGCCCUGUCCAUCUCGAGCCACAUGGUCAUCGCCGGACGGGCCCUGGCCGGCGUGGGCGCGUCCGGCCUGACCAACGGCGCCCUCGUCAUUCUAACGGCAGCGACGCCGCCGCGCAUCCGUCCGCUGGCAACGGGCUUUGGCAUCUCCAUGAUCUCCAUUGGCGGCAUCAUCGGCCCCCUGAUCGGAGGGGCCCUGACCCAACACGCCGGCUGGCGCUGGUGUUUCUGGAUAUUCCUCCCGUCUUCGGGCCUGGUGAUUUUCGUCACGUCCCUCUGCCGCGUCGCCGACUCGGCGUCGAAGCCGACUCUCGGGGAGGCGCUGAGAAGGAUGCCCGUGAAGUUGGACCUGGUGGGCUUCCUCUUGUUCGCCCCGGCCUGCACGCUCUUCCUCGUCGCCAUCAGCUGGGGCGGAUCGGCGUACCCGUGGAACUCUGGCCUCGUCAUUGGCUUCUUGUGCGGCGCCGCCGGCUUUCUCGCCCUUUUCUGCGCGUGGUGCAAGUUCCGGGGCGACGAGGCCCUGCUGCCCCCGGGGCUCCAUGGCAAACGCGUCGUGUACAUUGGGUGUUUGAUAUCCGGCCUGCAGGGCGGAACGACCAUCAUGACGGGCUACUUUCUGCCUCUGUGGUUCCAGUCCGUCAAGCAGGCCAGCCCUACCGACAGUGGGUUGAUGAUGCUGCCGUCCACCAUCAGCCAGAUAUGCGGUGCUAUAUUGUGCGGCGCGCUAGUUCGCAAAUUACACUACAUCCCCCCCUGGGCCAUUUUGGGCAGCAUGGUGACGGCCAUCGGGUCCGGCCUCAUGGUCACUUUUGAGAAGGACACCAACGAGGGAAAAUGGAUCGGGUACCAGAUUCUGGCGGGGUUUGGGCGUGGAACGGCGCUCAACAUGCAAUCUAUCCAGCCCGUCAUCGCGGCCCAGGAGGUCCUUGUGGCUGAAGAAUUCGCCAUCGUGUCCGCCAGCAUACCCCUUUCGCAAUACCUGGCCGGCUCCAUUGCCAUCUCCGUCGGCAACGCGAUAUUCCAAAACGGCCUCCCGUCCGCGCUGAGGAAAUACGCCCCUGACGUGGACCCGAAACUUAUCUCGGGCACUGGAGCAACAGAGCUCGACAAGGCUGUGUCGCCGUCGCAGCUGCCGGCGGUCCUCACGGCCUACAACGACGCCCUUGUCAAGGUCUUUGUGAGUAUAUUCCAAGCCCUCGAGCAUCCUUCCGCCCCGGCCUCUCUGCAAUCGCUUGUCGUGCUACCGUUUCGCAUUUAUGCAUCGUUUCUAGUAACGAACUAA